Astyanax mexicanus (Mexican tetra) is the source of this 4118-nucleotide messenger RNA. Its product is annotated as galactosylceramide sulfotransferase. Lineage: Eukaryota; Metazoa; Chordata; Actinopteri; Characiformes; Acestrorhamphidae. Gene Ontology annotation, biological process: glycolipid biosynthetic process. Bases 908 to 2257 code for a protein of 449 amino acids. The transcript is spliced from 3 exons. Gene Ontology annotation, cellular component: membrane. The record is from RefSeq and is a predicted model, not a curated record. Gene Ontology annotation, molecular function: galactosylceramide sulfotransferase activity.
CUCCACCUUGUAGUAAAGUAAAGUCAAUGACAGAAGCUCUGAAUCUGUUGCUGCACAAUUUGCAUUGAUCAUCCUCUAAACCAGUCUCCUUCGAUCCUGGUCCUGGUGCGUGGUGUUUCACGCACAUUUUAAAGAACUGCCUGCUUUAACACAUACUGGGGGAAUGGAUAUUCAUACAUUUGCAGGGUAUGCUUAAAACAAAAUUAGUGUAUUCGUUAAAAAGCACCAAUAUUUCAGUUUUUCACCACUAUUCUUUAAUAAUUACAGAUGCUGAUUCUUACACACAGCCACAUGAAGGCAGUAUUGAGUCUUAUGAAUGAAUUAGUAGAACUGCAGUCCAUUAAAACAGUGGAUCUAUUAAUUAUCAGUUAAUGCUAUUUCCCUUUUAAUUUUUUUUAAAGCUGGUGUGAAGCUGUACUUUGCACUAUUCAGACCUCUGCACCUGGUUUAAGUAGGAAACGGAAAUGAGGGGAAAGACGGUAUAAGAGGAGGAAAACAGUUGUGUCCUAAAAAACCUCUAUCCUUUAAGAAGAUUUAAGACGAGGGGGGAAAAAUUCACUCACUCCGGUCUGUGUGGGUGGCUUCCUUUCCUCCAAGUGGCUGAGAGGCUUAGAGAGGUGAGGUAAGGCCUUCAGGCUCAUGUCCUGACUACCUACUGAUCGCAUUUCACCCAGCCAGCACAGAAUGAACAGAGGGUAUCAGAAGGAGAGGACAGCAUAAAACAAAACAACCUGUCUUUAGACAUCCAGGCACAGGAAAACUCAGCAGCUAAUAGUUCAGGAAUCUAAAAAAAACAGGAUGGAAAAAGGUAGGAGCAGAUAUGACCUACAGAAUGUAUUUUGGGAAUAGAAAGUAGAUCUAGAAAUUCUAGAAAUACAUGGAGGGUUUGGGGCCCUGAGCUAAAGAGAUGACCCUGCGAUGGCUGUCCACUCAACUCUGGAGACAUCGGGUGACGGGGCUUUUGGUGACCCUGGCGGUGACCGUUAUUCUCAUGCUUUUGGCCACACAGUCUCUGCAGAGUACAAGGACUCGUAAUGUACGGCCAGCAGGGGAAAAGAGAACGCAGAAAGGCCGUGAACACAAGCAAACGCCAGCCCGUCCUGGAUCUGCACCAACACACAUUGCCAGCCACGAACAGGAAACAAAGGCCAGGCUGCUGCCCACCGCAGAACUCAGUAACCAGUCUGUGAAGAAGAGGCGGCACCCUCCACCUGUAGCCUUCCUUAAAACACACAAGACCGGCAGCAGCACAGUGCAGAACCUUCUGUUCCGACUCGGAGAAAAAGAGAAAGCGACUUUCGCCUUCCCCUACUACACCUACCAGUUCAGCUACCCUGAGAGGUUCAGAGCCGAAUUUGUGGAUGAGCUUCCAGAAGAUUCGUCUCAGUUCGACCUGCUGUGCAGUCACAUGCGGCUGGACCUGAACCAGCUGAAGAAAGUGAUGCCACUGAACGCCAUCCUCAUCACAAUCCUGCGGGAGCCUCUCAGGACUUUUGAGUCAGUGUUCAGCUACUACACCUCCUCUGUGCAUGCUUUCUCCAGGGCCAAGGAGAUCGCUGCUAGACCUGAGAACAAGGGCAGGACUGCACUGUCUGUUUUCCUGGAUGAUCCAGAAAGCCUCUGGGACCCGAAAGUCCCCAGUAACCAUCUGGCCAAGAACCCCAUGAGCUUCGACAUGGGCUUGAACAACGAGGAAUGGAAUGCUUCCUGGCCAGAAGACUUGUACCGCCUGGAGGAGGCGUUCGAUCUGGUGAUGAUCGCAGAACACUUUGACGAGUCACUCGUUCUCCUCGGGGCGCUGCUGGGGUUGGAGCCACAAGAUCUGGCCUACGUUCAGAUGAACACGAGACACGCCGGCGACGUCACAGCACUGGAUGAGGACAGCAGAGUCAAGCUGCGAUCCUGGAACGCUCUAGACUCCCUCCUCUACGACUUUUUUCUGCAGGAGUUCUGGAUUAAGGCUGAGCACUAUGGCCUGAACCGUCUCAAAGCAGGGGUAGCUGAGCUCAGGGCUUCGACAGAGAAGAUAAGAAACAAUUGUGUGUCCAGGUCUGCGGUGCCACCUAGCGAGCUAGAGGACUUGGUGCGGCCCUGGCAGACAGAUACAGCCACCAUACUGGGAUACGAGGUGCAGAAGAACCUCAGCCUGGAGGAUCAGGGCUUCUGUGUGAGGCUAGUUCUGCCAGAACUACAGUAUCACUCUCAUCUAUACUUCCAGCAGUAUGGCAGAGACAUGAGAUCUGUCCCGUCAGACUGACACUUGGCAUUUCUAUAAAUAACCAAACUUACAUGAUUUUUGUCAAGCAGCUAAGACACUUGUGGUGUCUGAACUAUGCAUUAAGGUACUUGGGUUCGAGAAAAAUGGAUUGAGACAUCCCUAUUCUUUAGAGAGUAAAAAUCUUAAUAUUGUUAAUAUUAAUGUUAAUAUUGACCAUUACUUAAAAAAAUUACAAUGCACCGGUAAACCUCUAGACAUGUUCUUAGAUUUGCUUAAAAUUUUAAAUUUGGACUAAAUUCAGUUUUUUUUUAAAGUGAGCACCACUGUGUAUUAGCAUUGCAGCACAAUUACAAACAUUCUUAAUUAAAGGGGUUCUUUAAAUAAAGGAUUCUUCAGUAACGGCAAUUCUUCUCUACAGAACAAUAACAACUCAAGGAACCACCUGCCUAUUGCACACCAAGAUGCGGACACUAUGGAGUGUUUUGAGCUCAGAUGGAGAGAUUGGCCAGGCUGGUUGAUUUAUCAGAGCUCAGAUCUGGAGCUUCCCUCCAGGAGUUUUGGUUGCCUGGUUUAAAAAAGAGGUGGUGGCUGACUGCACAUGUAUCGGAAGAGGCAUGCAUUUUUCCUUGCCCUUCUAAAGUUGGUGAUUGUGAAGUCCUAGUGACUGGGUAGUGUAACUGGCUAAUGCCUGGCUCACACUUCAGGAUAAUGGGGCAGAUUUUGAGGCGGAUUUGCUGUUCCCGACAAUCAAGAAAAGUUUCCUGACAAGUUGAUGAUAAACGAUGAUCUUCCCAGACAAUCCAGUAGUGGGAAGAGUUACUGAGAAAAGUGACUUUGACCUUGUAACUGAAAUGAGAUGAAUAAACUAAAUAAGGGAAUAUAUGGUAAAUUUAUAGUUGGAUAAAUGAGAGUUUUAUGAGCAGUAAACAGUAUAAAUACAUAUACAGCUCUGGUUUCUCUGGUUUUGCUAUUUAUAGGUACAUGUUUGAGUAAGAUGAACAUUGUUGUUUUAUUCUAUAAACUACUGCAAACAACAUUUCUCCCAAAUUUCAAAUAAAAAAUAUUGUCAUUUAGAGCAUUUAUUUGCAGAAAAUGAGAAAUGGCUGAAAUAACAAAAAAAUAUGCAGAGCUUUCAGACCUCAAAUAAUGCAAAGAAAACAAGUUCAUAAUUAUAAAGUUUUAAAAGCUCAGAAAUCAAUAUUUGGUGGAAUAAUCCUGGUUUGUUCUCCUCCACCAGUCUUACACACUGCUUUUGGAUAACUUUAUGCCACUCCUGUGCAAAAAAAAAAUCCCCAGAGUUGUGGCUUGAUUUCUUUAACUUAUGUGUGAAAUGUAAAAAAAAAAAGCCUACAGGAAAGCAGUUGUCCAGGAAGCGAGGAAGAGAUUUGGAGACCACUGGGGGUUGUGUUCCUGUGUGUGAGGGGUUGGCACUAAGGGGGCUGUGAAAAAUAUGAAAGGUUGUAUAAUGAUGUUGCUUCAGUUACACCUAUUUAUCAUUAUCCCAUCUGAUAAAAGUGAAAAAGUGAUGCCUGAUAGUAAAGAAUAAAUAACCAGAGAGAAAGUUGCACAGCCUGCAGGUAUUACUUUGUAUUUAUCCUGGGUAAAGAGUGGGGGUGGGGGGGCUGAAGUGGUAAUUUAAAGAGUGUGGACUAAAAAUAGAGAACCGAUAUUGGAAGUCUGAACAGGAGGCCGAAAUCAGGCAUUUCUAAUGGCUGGGUUUAAUCAAUGUCUCAUUACUUACUUUAAUUAAAAGUCAUGAGUGUUGAGUUUGCCCUUUUUCAUUAUAAAUUACAAUUAGCAUUACCUUCACCUCCCAAAAGGCACAGUGAGCAUUUAGACCAGACUUAGCUUUUCUUCAGCAUGAACACAACUGAAUAGUUACCUGUUUUCCCUCAAAUCU